CCCCUUUGCUCCCCCGAGGAAGGGGCUGCGUCCCCGCCAGAGUCGGAAGAGGAGCAGGAACCGAAGCAGCCCGAGAAGCAGCCCCAGCCGCCGCCUCCUCUUGCUUCUGGAUGGGCUGGGCGGGCGGGAGCGGAGCCGAGGCGCUCUCCUCCUCCUCCUGCUGCUGCUUCUCUUCCUCCUCCUCCUCCUCCUCCUCUUAGUGCCUUUCCUUCCUCCCUUCUCUCCGGGGGAGGGGAAGAGCAUGCGAGGCUGCCCCGUCCCGGCCUUUGCCUGGGCCAGGAGCCGGAGGAGAGGGCGAGGAGGAGGAGGAGGCGGCGGCGAAGAAGGAGGAGGAGACGCCGGGCGGCAGAAGCAGCAGCAGCCGCAGCCAUGGUGCCCUUCGCGGGGCCCGAGGAGGGCGCCGAGGAGCCUCCCCCGCCGGAGCCCGAGGCCGCCCCGCUCCUGCCCGGCCCCAUGGAGGUCUCCGCUUCCCCCGGAGGAGGAGGAGGAGCAGAGCUAAAUGGCAUUAAAAUGGUAGAUGAACCGAUGGAAGAGGGAGAACCAUAUUCCUAUAACGUUGAUGAAGGAAAUGUAGAAGAGAUACCCAUUACCCACCAUGUGAAAGAAGGAUGUGAAAAAGCCGAUCCUGCACAGUUUGAAUUACUUAAAGUUCUUGGUCAGGGAUCAUUUGGAAAGGUUUUCCUUGUAAGGAAAAUUAUUGGUCCCGAUGCUGGGCAGCUGUAUGCAAUGAAAGUCCUGAAGAAAGCAUCUUUGAAAGUUCGAGAUCGAGUCCGCACAAAGAUGGAGAGAGAUAUAUUAGUAGAAGUAAAUCAUCCAUUUAUUGUCAAACUGCACUAUGCCUUUCAGACUGAAGGGAAGCUAUAUUUAAUACUGGAUUUUCUCAGGGGAGGAGACGUGUUCACGAGAUUAUCCAAAGAGGUUAUGUUUACAGAGGAAGAUGUGAAAUUCUACCUCGCAGAACUGGCCCUUGCUUUGGAUCAUCUGCACAGCUUGGGGAUUGUAUACAGGGACCUGAAGCCAGAAAACAUUUUGCUUGACGAAGCAGGACAUAUCAAGUUAACAGACUUUGGCCUCAGCAAAGAAUCGGUCGACCAAGAGAAGAAAGCCUACUCCUUCUGCGGCACCGUUGAGUACAUGGCCCCUGAAGUGGUGAACCGGCGAGGCCACAACCAAAGUGCGGACUGGUGGUCGUUUGGUGUCCUCAUGUUUGAGAUGCUUACUGGUACAUUGCCAUUUCAAGGCAAAGAUCGAAAUGAAACCAUGAAUAUGAUACUUAAAGCUAAGCUUGGAAUGCCACAAUUCCUUAGUCCCGAAGCUCAGAGUCUUCUGAGGAUGUUAUUCAAAAGAAAUCCUGCAAAUCGAUUAGGAGCUGGUUCUGAUGGAGUAGAAGAAAUAAAGAGGCACCCUUUCUUUUCAACCAUUGACUGGAAUAAGUUAUACCGAAGAGAAAUUCAGCCCCCAUUUAAACCUGCUUCUGGAAGGCCAGAAGACACAUUUUGUUUUGACCCGGAAUUCACGGCAAAAACUCCAAAAGAUUCCCCUGGGGUUCCUCCUAGUGCUAACGCGCACCAGCUCUUCAAAGGCUUUAGCUUUGUUGCAACGACUGCCAUCGAAGACCACAAAAUCUCCCCUCUCAACAAUAUAUUGCCAAUAGUACAGCAACUUCAUGGGAACAGUGCACUGUUUACAGAUGCUUACGAACUCAAGGAGGACAUUGGUGUUGGCUCGUACUCAGUGUGUAAACGUUGUAUUCACAUAGUUUCAAACAUGGAGUUUGCCGUAAAGAUAAUUGACAAGAGUAAACGAGACCCCUCAGAAGAAAUUGAGAUUCUGAUGCGUUAUGGACAGCACCCUAAUAUCAUUACAUUAAAAGAUGUAUACGAUGAUGGUAAAUACAUCUACCUUGUCACCGAAUUGAUGAAGGGAGGGGAGCUGCUGGAUCGCAUUCUUCGACAAAAGUGCUUUUCGGAACGGGAAGCGAGUGCUGUGUUAUAUACGAUCACUAAAACAGUAGACUACCUUCAUUGUCAAGGAGUAGUGCAUCGAGAUCUGAAGCCCAGUAAUAUUUUGUAUAUGGACGAUUCCAAUAACGCCGAUUCCAUCCGGAUCUGUGAUUUCGGUUUUGCCAAACAGCUUCGGGGGGAGAACGGGCUUCUCCUAACUCCAUGCUACACAGCCAACUUUGUUGCACCAGAGGUUCUCAUGAGACAGGGAUAUGAUGCUGCUUGUGAUAUAUGGAGCCUGGGUGUCCUCCUUUAUACCAUGUUGGCCGGGUAUACUCCUUUUGCCAAUGGUCCCAAUGACACCCCUGAGGAAAUCCUCUUACGGAUAGGCAGUGGGAAUUUUUCUUUAAGCGGAGGAAACUGGGAUACGGUUUCAGAUGCAGCAAAGGAUUUGCUGUCUCAUAUGCUACAUGUAGAUCCACAUCAACGAUACACCGCGGAGCAAGUGCUUAAACAUUCAUGGAUCGCCUGCAGGGACCAGCUGCCGCAUUACCAGCUAAAUAGGCAAGAUGCGCCACAUCUAGUAAAGGGAGCGAUGGCUGCUACAUAUUCUGCACUGAACAACAAGACAUUUCAGCCUGUGUUGGAGCCUGUCGCAGCUUCAAGCUUAGCUCAACGGCGGAGCAUGAAAAAGCUAACGUCAACGGACUUAUAGAUCCUCUGGGACGCUUAGCCAAAACGGAGCAGGGGAAAAACAAUCCAAUAAGUGGCUCUGCGUCUGCCUCGCCUGUGGUUUCAAAGGCAUCUACAUGUUCCUUCUGCACUACUUGAAUUCUGUUUGAAGAAAGGAGGGAAAACAAACUGUCCGUAGGUUCACGGUGGAUUCAUAAUGCUUUUUUGCAGGAAGUGUCAGCGGUUCAUUUGAAGCAAAGCGUCAGGGCACAUGGCAACACCCGUGAGGAGUUCCCGUACACAGUCCUUUUCCGAGAUCUAUUGCGUUGUGUUAAUACUUUUAAAUAAUGUAUAGUUUUUGCCCAGUUUAUUAAAAUAAUAUGGUUUAGCGGACCAUAGACACUGCUUCAAGUUGUAAAUUUAAAACUGAACAAAAAAGUCAGUGUUUAGUAUUUUUGCUAUCUUAUCUGGCCCUAUUGUAAAGAGAAAAAAAAGAGAUGACACGUAUGUGCUAUAGUUUUGUAAAUGGGUUCCUCUACCAAUGAACUCCAUUCACAUAAAUGGAUAGAUAUAAUGAGACAAAGACAACAGAAAAGAAUAUGUCUGUGCAAAACGCACAAGUGCAAGGAAGCCCUAGACCUGCAAUUGAAGAAAGUGUGCAAAAAGUACCGGCUGUGAACCUGCACUUCAAUUAAUAGUAUGAAAAGCAUUGUUAUGACCUGUAGGAUUGGUUGGUUGGCUGGAUGGGGAGUGCCUUCAUUUUAAGGCUGUGGAGUAGUGGUGGUAGUUAGGAUAAUAACUAGUUAUAUUUUUUAUCAUACGUAUGGCAUCUCCGUCCUUGGAGGUGCCCAGGAAAAGGGUUAAGUGUCCGUCGGGUAUGCUUUAGGUAUAGAAUAAAACAUUUAGGUAUAGAAUAUCCUAGGGCUGUGAGUUGAUUUAGAUGAGUCCCCUACAACAAUAUGAUCCUCCUGUGACAAGGGAUUAAACGUGUUCCAUUAUCGGUGUACAUUUCCGUAACAUGAGCUGUGCCCUCUUCAUUCGCUGUCGAAGGGCUAAAGUCGUGUCUGCACUGAGAUUAUGAAUCAUAGAAUAAGCCCUCCGGAGAGAGAACCUAAAGAAUGGCUGGUUUCACUUAAGUCAGGCAAUUGAAGCGACCUUAGUAAUUCACUGUGCUCUUGGUUUCUUUCCCCUUUCGUUCCAUUAUUUGGGCAGGGUUUGUUUUUGUUUUUUCAUUUAAUUCAUCCUGAAUUGUAAGAUAUACUGAUGUUUUUAUUACAUACCAUAUUUCACGAUGGCUUUUAUUUAUUCGCCCUUAAUAGAAAAAAAAGUUCUAAAAUGUCAUUUUUCAGACACUUUAUAAAGAUUUUAAAGCUAAA
Molecule: messenger RNA, 3991 nt
Organism: Anolis carolinensis (green anole)
Lineage: Eukaryota; Metazoa; Chordata; Lepidosauria; Squamata; Anolidae
Gene: rps6ka6
Product: ribosomal protein S6 kinase A6
Exons: 22
Coding region: 370-2658 (762 amino acids)
Biological process (GO): peptidyl-serine phosphorylation; intracellular signal transduction
Molecular function (GO): magnesium ion binding; ATP binding; protein serine/threonine kinase activity
Source: RefSeq, a predicted model, not a curated record